Messenger RNA from Pantherophis guttatus, 3331 nucleotides. RefSeq names its product adenylosuccinate synthetase isozyme 2-like. Gene Ontology annotation, molecular function: adenylosuccinate synthase activity; GTP binding. The record is from RefSeq and is a predicted model, not a curated record. Lineage: Eukaryota; Metazoa; Chordata; Lepidosauria; Squamata; Colubridae. Gene Ontology annotation, biological process: 'de novo' AMP biosynthetic process; IMP metabolic process. Gene Ontology annotation, cellular component: cytoplasm.
GCGCCGUACGCCUGGAGAAAGACGUUAAAAGAGGGAAGGCGCUCAGCCUCGCUCGCGGUCGCCGCCAUGUUGACUGCUGGCGCGCCGAAGCCGGCCCGGGCGGCGCCAUGUUAGGGCUCGGCGCUUUUUCCCUGCAGCACAUGGCGGGAGAGGGCGGCUCGGAGGCGGCGGCGGCUUUGCUGAAUGGCGGGGCGAACGGCGAAGAGCCGGGCGGGAAGCGAGCCCGGUUAGGGUCGGCUCCUCACGCUCCCCCUGCCGGGAACCGGGCGACGGUGGUGCUGGGGGCGCAGUGGGGGGACGAGGGCAAAGGGAAGGUGGUCGACCUGCUCAGCCUCGACGCCGACCUGGUCUGCAGGUGCCAGGGUGGCAACAACGCAGGACACACCGUCGUGGUGGACACGGUGGAAUAUGAUUUCCACCUGUUGCCCAGCGGAGUCAUCAAUCACAACGCCACUUCGUUCAUUGGGAACGGGGUUGUAAUCCACCUUCCGGGACUCUUUGAAGAAGCUGAGAAGAAUUUAAAAAAGGGACCAGGGUUGGAAGGCUGGGAAACCCGAACUGUGAUUUCUGAUCGCGCUCACUUGGUGUUUAAUUUCCACCAAGCCGUGGACGGCAUCCAGGAGCAACAGAGGCAACAGCAAGGAGGGAAAAACCUGGGCACCACCAAGAAAGGCAUCGGUCCUGCCUACGCUUCGAAAGCUUCACGAACCGGGCUGCGCAUUUGUGACCUGUUGGCAGAUUUCAAUGAGUUCUCCAAAAAAUUCAGGGUUUUGGCCCAGCAGUACAAAGCCAGCUACCCAACGCUUAAUAUAGACACGGAAGCCGAACUGGAACAACUAAAGAUCUACGCCGAGAAGAUCCGGCCCCUGGUGAAGGACGGGGUUUAUUUCAUGUACCAAGCUCUGCAUGGGCCUUCCAAAAAGAUUCUCGUGGAGGGAGCCAACGCAGCUCUCCUGGACAUAGAUUUUGGUACCUACCCCUUCGUGACCUCCUCGAAUUGCACCGUUGGAGGGGUUUGCACCGGCCUUGGCAUUCCCCCCCAUUACAUCGGCAAGGUAUAUGGCGUAGUGAAGGCGUACACCACCCGCGUCGGCGUGGGGACCUUCCCCACCGAGCAGAACAACGAGAUCGGCGAGACGCUCCAGACCCGAGGACGAGAAUUCGGCGUCACCACGGGCCGUAAGCGUCGCUGCGGCUGGCUGGACCUCGUCUUGGUGAAAUACGCCCACAUGAUCAACGGUUUCAGCGCGCUGGCUGUGACCAAGCUGGACAUCCUCGACACUUUUGAAGAGAUCAAAGUGGGUGUGGAAUACCAUCUGGAUGGGAAGCAGAUUCCGUAUUUCCCAGCCAAUCAGGAGCUCCUGAACAAAGUCACGGUCAAAUUCAAAGACCUACCUGGAUGGAGGUGUAGCACCGAGGGAGCUCGUACCUUUGCCGACUUGCCCGCCGAGGCCCAGGCUUACAUCCGGUUUAUCGAGGACUAUCUGGAAGUGCCAGUCAAGUGGAUCGGCGUGGGGAAAUCUCGCAAAUCUAUCAUCAAGCUCUUUUGAAGUCCUCCUGCCUCCCCUCCCCGGACCGAAGGUAGAAGCUGUUUCUACCCUCAAGUUCGUUGAGCCAAGCAGCUGAGGAUGCCCGCUCAUCCUUCCUAAAUGCACUCAAGCCAGACCCCCCACACACACCCCUUUACUAGAGAGAACACAGCGCCCCUUCCUCAGUUUCCCUCCCUCCCUCCCAUGUAAAAUUUCCUCUUGGCCCUUGAUUGUUUGGGAAGAGAAUUAGGACAAGUUCUGGCUGCCAGCUGAGCUUUACACAUAGGGCCGUGGUGGCUCAGUGGCUGAAAACGUUGAGCUUGUCGAUCGAAAAGUCGGCAGUUCAGCGGUUCGAGUGCCGCGUAACGGGGUGAGCUCCCGUGACUUGUCCCAGCUUCUGCCAACCUAGCAGUUCGAAAGCAGGUUAAAAAAAAAAUGCAAGUAGAAAAAAUAGGGACCCCCUUUGGUGGGAAGGGAACAGCGUUUUCCGUGCGCCUUUGGCGUUGAGUCAUGCCGGCCACAUGACCACGGAGACGUCUUCGGACAGCGCUGGCUCUUCGGCUUUGAAACGGAGAUGAGCACCGCCCCCUAGAGUCGGGAACGACUAGCACGUAUGUGCGAGGGGAAUCUUUACCUUUACCUUAACCUGGCUGGCAGCUGAGCUUUACACAUCUUUCCAGGACAAAUUUAAGGGCACACACUCCAUUUUUGCACCCCAUUCCUUUCUUUUCCCCCCUCUCCCUCCCUCCCUCCCCAAUAAGUUGCCAUCGAUCACCCCUAACCUUGAUCUGACCAGCAUUCAUGGUUCACCGUCUCUUUUUGCAUUACUAAUCCCUUUGGUCAUUCCCUGGCAGUCAGCCUUGAUCCCAUGUUGGAGGUGUCUCUCUCCCCCCAUCCCCUCCAGCCAGGUGUGUGUGUGGGGGAGGGAGUGGUUCAUGGAAAUUGUAGUCCUCUGGUGCAAAAACAGCUGCCUUCCGUCGAUUGCCUACCGUACUACAAGUAGUAAUUCCACCAAGUGUCAGCUGGCGGUGAGGAGCGCUAGGAGCUGUAAUUUCCGUAUCUUAUCUACUGUAUAGAACUGGGCGGUAAGUAGCUUUCUGGGGGCGGGGGUGGGUGGGGAAGGUCCGUCAUAAUUUCGAACUGUCACAAAGGGGAUCCGUCGUAAGUCGAGGACUGCCUGGGCCCUGUUCCUGCCACUGGAAACAAGUGCAUUGUGAAUUGCAGAGGGUUUUGUGCUGUCGAAAACUCUUGACGCGCCGCCCGAUUUUUUAAUAUUUAGCUUUCUACAUUUAAAAAAAAAAAAACAGCACGCUUUCUAUGUUUAAGCCUAAUUGUGGAGAUCUCCUUCAGGGAUCGCUAAAUUAUGGAAGCACUCCCUGUAGAUUGUGUGGUUUUUUUUCCCCUUGGGGACCUUAAUCAGGACUAGCCUCUUUAAUUGCCGAUGGCUAACAGGGGAAGCAGCCAUUUGGGAUGUUAAAGCUUUUUAGAUUUCUACUUGCACAAACCUCUCUCACUACAUCCGAACACACAAAACUUUAGUGCUUUUAGCCUGACUUGCUCUCACUUCGGUCGUUCGUUUGUUUGUUUCCGGCAAUUGCCAAAUCUGCCACCAAAAGCAAUAAAAGAAUCACGAUUUAUUUUUUAUAAAUCGGUUGGAAUAGUGAAAGAAAAAAAAAUAUUUUUUUGGCUGUUCUUUCCUCUCUCUUUUUUUUUAAACUUCCCCAGGUUGUCAUCGUCGGCUCAACUUAACGAUCGUAAAUUGGGAGCAAAAUUUCCGUCUUAUAAAGUCGUUGCGGUCGUAA